This is a messenger RNA of Dibothriocephalus latus, 564 nucleotides long. The record is from the annotation of a GenBank genome assembly. Lineage: Eukaryota; Metazoa; Platyhelminthes; Cestoda; Diphyllobothriidea; Diphyllobothriidae.
AUGCCAAAUGUGUGUGUCACGCCAGAUUGUGGGAAGACAGCUACCUUACGGUGUCCUACUUGCGUGAAACUCGGAAUAACCGGCUCGUAUUUUUGUAAUCAAGUACGGUUUAUCAAUUUGCUAUUCACAUGCUUCAGGAAUGCUUCAAAAAAUACUGGAAAACACACAAAAACUUGCACCUUCUCGCUGGGAAAGAUUACCUUGCCUGAAAGCGAGUAUGACAGUGUGUUCAGUGGUUAUCGUUUCACAGGCUCCCUUAGACCGGGAAAGAAGUUCCUGAAUCAAUACCCCGACCGGAUUACGCCGAAGCUGGUAUUUGUGCCCAAUCUUUUUACUUCUUUAGGCAUCCCCAUAUCUGAAAAUGAUGCCAAGAGGUCGCAUACAAUCGUCACCUUGUCCGACGAGGAAAUGGAGGGCAUGCGCACCACCGGAAGGCUUGCACGCGAAGUCCUCGACGCAGCUAUAAAUGCUGUCGCUGUUGGAGUCACUACAGACGAAAUUGAUCGGAUUGUUCACGAGGCUAUUCUUUUAAUUUACUCCUUGAAGGAAUUUGUCAAGGCAUAG